Mastomys coucha (southern multimammate mouse) is the source of this 2179-nucleotide messenger RNA. RefSeq names its product pleckstrin homology and coiled-coil domain containing D1 (gene Plekhd1). The record is from RefSeq and is a predicted model, not a curated record. The transcript has 14 exons. Lineage: Eukaryota; Metazoa; Chordata; Mammalia; Rodentia; Muridae. The coding region runs from base 56 to 1573 and encodes 505 amino acids.
CCUUCCAGUCCCACGAAGGGAGUGGGCCCGGCCAGGGCAGAGUCUUCGAGACACGAUGUUCACAUCUAAGUCCAAUUCCGUGUCGCCAUCGCCGUCCCUGGAGCAGGCCGACGCGGACGCACUGGACAUCAGCACCAAAGUGCAGCUCUACGGGGUUCUGUGGAAGCGGCCGUUUGGGAGAUCGUCCGCCAAGUGGUCCCGGCGGUUUUUCAUCAUCAAAGAAAGCUUUCUGCUCUACUACUCUGAGAGUGAGAGAAAGAGCUUUGAAACCAAUAAAUACUUCAAUAUUCAUCCUAAGGGUGUCAUCCCACUGGGUGGCUGCCUGGUGGAGGCCAGAGAAGAGCCCAGUAUGCCCUAUGCCAUGAAGAUCUCACACCAGGACUUCCAUGGGAAUGUCCUAUUGGCUGCUGAGUCUGAGUUUGAGCAGACACAAUGGCUGGAGAUGUUGCAGGAGUCUGGGAAGGUGACCUGGAAAAAUGCCCAGCUAGGGGAAGCCAUGAUCAAAAGCCUGGAGGCACAGGGGCUGCAGCUGGCUAAGGAAAAGCAGGAGUAUUUAGACAAGCUGAUGGAGGAGACAGAAGAACUGUGCCUUCAGAGGGAGCAGAGAGAGGAGCUUGAGCGCCUCAACCAAGUGCUGGAGGCAGAGAAACAGCAGUUUGAGGAGGUGGUUCAAGAGCUGAGAGUGGAGCAAGAGCAGAUCAAGAGGGAGCUAGAACUCACUGCCAGAUGCCUCAAGGGUGUGGAACAAGAGAAGAAGGAGCUGAGGCAUCUCACAGAAUCCUUACAGCAUACAUUGGAGGAACUCUCCAUAGAGAAGAAGAAAACCCUAGAGAUGCUGGAAGAAGAUAAGAACCAGCCACAGCCCUUGACCAGUCAGAGUGAGCAGCCACCGGCCAGUGAUGGUCUCCAUAGCAACCUCAGGCAGAUCGAAGAGCGGAUGCAGGAGCUUUUGGCAGAGAAGCUUCUCGCAGAGAAGCGGAUGAAGGAGAAUGAGGAGCGCUCACGGGCCCUGGAAGAGGAGCGAGAGUUCUACUCAAGCCAGUCCCAAGCCCUGCAGAACUCGCUGCAGGAGCUCACUGCAGAGAAGCAGCAGGCUGAGCGGGAACUCAAGGCCGAAGUGAAAGUACGCAUGGACCUUGAGAGACGACUUCGGGAGGCGGAAGCAGCCUUGCGGAGCCUGGAACAAGGUCUCAAUUCCAAGGUUCGGAACAAGGAGAAGGAAGAGAGGAUGCGGGCCGAUGUGAGCCACCUGAAAAGGUUCUUCGAGGAGUGCAUCCGGAAUGCAGAGCUGGAGGCCAAGAUGCCAGUCAUCAUGAAGAACUCCGUGUACAUCCAUAAGGCGGCCACUCGCCGCAUCAAGAGCUGCCGUUUCCACCGCCGCCGGUCCAGCACUUCCUGGAAUGACAUGAAGCCAUCCCAGUCCUUCAUGACCUCUCAGCUAGAAGCCAACAACAUAGAGGAGCUGAAGGAGGUGGCCAAGCGGCUAAGCAGAGACCAGCGCUUCCGGGAAUCCAUUUAUCACAUCAUGGCCACCCAGCCUGGGGCCUCUGCACUUCCCCGGGGAGGAAAGUAAUGGGAACUCCUCCCCUACCUCCUAUGUUCCUUGGUGGGGCAGCAGGGAGGUCUGACUCCCCUUCGUCCUCUCUACUAGAACACUGCUGGGGGAGGGACGCCCUCAUUCUCAAAGGAGGUGAUACCCCCUCUGCCUCACCCGGAGCCCUGACCUUGGAGGUCAGAAGAGAGUAUCGGAUUCCCUGGAACUAGAUUCACAACCAUACAUGACUUCAUUUGCCAGGAGAUCCAACACCCUCUCAGGGCACUCACAUGGUGCAUGUACCUACAUGCAGACGAGACAUUCAGACACAUGAAACAAAUCUUUAAAAAGAAUUUAAAAGGGGCAGGGCGCUAAGAUAGUGCUGGACCAAAGGCAUCCAAUUUUCUGUUCAGAAGACUUGAGGGAGGGACAGAAGUAACCCUGGGGAAAAGCCCUUGUCAAGGGCUGGGCUGCCCUGUUCUCCAUGGCCCCUUCUUGGUGGGGGUGGUCUUAGGUAGGGUGUUUUGGAAUCAGUGCAUCCGAGUGUAAAUAUAAAGCUUUAAAUGUGUAUAAACGUGCAUAAACCCACAGCUUGUCUUACAAAAUAUGAAUGUGGAAUGGACUUUGAAAUGAAGACAUAUAAAA